Hyaloscypha bicolor E is the source of this 2074-nucleotide messenger RNA. RefSeq lists its product as uncharacterized. The record is from RefSeq and is a predicted model, not a curated record. Gene Ontology annotation, molecular function: molybdopterin molybdotransferase activity. The transcript is spliced from 3 exons. Gene Ontology annotation, biological process: Mo-molybdopterin cofactor biosynthetic process; molybdenum incorporation into molybdenum-molybdopterin complex. Gene Ontology annotation, cellular component: cytoplasm; cytosol. Bases 47 to 2074 code for a protein of 675 amino acids. Lineage: Eukaryota; Fungi; Ascomycota; Leotiomycetes; Helotiales; Hyaloscyphaceae.
CCGAGCAUCAUGUUUCAAUGUACCAGGCUUUCUCCAGACAAAGACAAUGUCGACUUUGAAAGCUGCAAUACUGAUAGUUUCUACUACUGCCUCGAAGGACCCUUCAGUUGAUUCAUCAGGUGGGAUCUUGAAGGACGUCUUUGAGCAAGAGGGAGGAGGGAAAUGGGAGGUGGUCGACACGAAGAUUGUUGGAGAUGAGGUGCUUGAUAUUCAACGGAGUAUCAUGAAUUGGGCUAAUCAAGAGGAUGGGGUCAAUCUUAUUGUUUCUACGGGUGGUACAGGCUUUGCAGUUCAUGAUAGUACUCCUGAGGCUGUUACCCCUCUCCUACAUAAGCAUGCACCAGGACUUGUUCAUGGGAUGCUUGCGGCCUCAUAUGCAGUCACUCCUUUUGCCCUCAUGUCACGGCCAGUGGCUGGGGUCCGAAACAAGACCAUAAUCAUCACUCUGCCGGGGUCUCCAAAAGGGGCCAAGGAGAAUCUGCAGUCUGUGUUGAGAUUGCUACCUCAUGCAUGCCUUCAAGCGGCAGGGGCAGACUCGAGAUCCCUUCAUGCCGGAGGUGUGAGAAAGCUGGAGAACGAAGCUGGAGUUAGCUCAACAUCUGGCCACCAACCACACUUCCAUAGUCACGGUCACUCGCAUGGGCACUCGCAUGGUCACGGAUAUGGUCAUGCUCAUUCAAUGCCAGUUAGACACACAUCUUCCGAGGAGAACCCCAAGUCAAAUGAUCCAAGCCUGGGGCCAACAAGACGAAAUCGUUCUUCGCCUUACCCCAUGUUAUCAGUUGACGAAGCCAUCAAACUCAUCAAAGAGCAAACACCUCUGCCGCAAAUUGUAGAAGCCAAAGUCGAUGGAAAUCUGGUCGGAUCCGUCCUGGCAGAUGAUGUCACGGCUGGGGAGGCUGUUCCGGCGUAUCGAGCGAGUAUUGUGGAUGGCUAUGCGGUGAUUGCUCCAGAAGAAGGCGGCUCGAGCAAAGGAACAUUUCCCGUGGUAUCAGUAUCUCAUGCUACCCCUGGCGAAAUUCCUCCUCUAGAACGAAGUCAAAUCGCCAGAAUUACGACUGGUGCACCACUUCCACCUGGUGCAACGUCAGUAGUAAUGGUGGAAGACACCGUCCUGAAGACUAUGACUGAGGAUGGCAAAGAAGAGAAAGAGAUCGAGAUCCUCGCCGAAAACGUGAACCCAGGAGAGAAUGUCCGAGAGAUUGGAAGUGAUAUCAAGAAAGGGGAAAUAAUUCUGCAUAAAGGAGAAGAGAUCUCAGCAAUCGGUGGAGAACUCGGAUUACUUGCAUCAGUCGGCAAGGCAGAAGUCUUGGUUUACAAACGACCGGUCGUAGGCGUGCUCUCAACUGGAGAUGAGAUUGUGGAACACAGCAGACCCGGCGAGCUGCGUCUAGGAGAAGUUCGAGAUUGCAAUCGACCAACUCUGCUGUCCGCGGUGCGGGGUCAUGGUUUUGAAGCUGUUGAUCUCGGUGUUGCGAAAGACAAGCCCGGGGAUCUUGAGCAGACGCUGCGAGAUGGACUCCGUAAGGUUGAUGUUAUCAUCACCUCGGGUGGAGUAUCCAUGGGUGAGCUCGAUCUGUUAAAACCGACGAUUGAGCGAUCUCUGGGGGGCACGAUUCACUUCGGACGCGUCUCGAUGAAACCUGGAAAGCCAACGACUUUCGCAACCGUGCCGGUGAAGAAUAACAGCGGAGAAAGAGCUUCAAAGGUCAUAUUUUCCUUACCUGGUAAUCCUGUAUCAGCUGUGGUGACAUUUCACCUCUUCGUCUUGCCUUCUUUGCAUCAUGCUUCUGGAAUUUCUCCAGCAGGGUUGCCCAGAGUAUUGGUAACCUUGGACCACGAGUUUUGUCUUGACCCUCAGCGAGCAAAGUAUCACCGUUCCAUUGUGACUCUGGGCAAGGAUGGGCUUAUGCAUGCUAGUAGCACUGGCGGGCAACGAAGCUCGAGAGUUGGAAGCCUGAAGAGCGCGAAUGCUUUGCUUUGCCUUCCAACCGGCAAGACAUCAUUGCCGAAAGGAGCGACCGUUGAAGCUCUGUUGAUGGGGAGAAUGAAGACGGAAUUUGAUGCUUUGUAA